This is a messenger RNA of Hyaena hyaena (striped hyena), 696 nucleotides long. RefSeq names its product cytoplasmic tRNA 2-thiolation protein 1-like. The record is from RefSeq and is a predicted model, not a curated record. Gene Ontology annotation, cellular component: cytosolic tRNA wobble base thiouridylase complex; mitochondrion. The coding region runs from base 91 to 696 and encodes 201 amino acids. Gene Ontology annotation, molecular function: tRNA binding. Gene Ontology annotation, biological process: tRNA wobble position uridine thiolation. Lineage: Eukaryota; Metazoa; Chordata; Mammalia; Carnivora; Hyaenidae. The transcript has 3 exons.
CAGACUUCCGCGUGCGAGGCGGUUGGAAUGUCCUAGUACCGCGUUCUGUCCAGGGGAAGCCAACUCCUCUCUGCCCGCCCGCAACCCGCGAUGCCAGCCCCGCAGUGCGCCUCCUGCCACGCGGCGCGCGCCGCCCUCCGCCGCCCGCGCUCCGGCCAAGCGCUGUGCGGCGCCUGCUUCUGCACCGCCUUCGAGGCCGAGGUGCUGCACACGGUGCUGGCGGGCCGCCUGCUGCCGCCCGGCGCCGUGGUGGCCGUGGGCGCCUCGGGCGGCAAGGACUCCACGGUGCUGGCGCACGUGCUGCGCGAACUGGCGCCGCGCCUGGGCGUCUCGCUGCGCCUGGUGGCCGUGGACGAGGGCAUCGGCGGCUACCGGGACGCGGCGCUGGCGGCCGUGCGGCGCCAGGCGGCGCGCUGGGACCUCCCGCUCACCGUGGUGGCCUACGCCGACCUGUUCGGGGGCUGGACCAUGGACGCCGUGGCCCGCAGCACGGCCGGCUCCGGCCGCAGCCGCGCCUGCUGCACCUUCUGCGGGGUGCUGCGGCGCCGCGCCACCCUGGCCCCUAUCUCCAUCCAGAAGGGCUCCACCUCAGAAGCCACAAACCCCACAUCCUACUCCCUGACCACAGACUCCCAUGCUUCCAGAGCUGUGGGUGUCUCCGCCAUGCCUGUUCUUCCACCUCAAAGGCACCCCUGA